AAGGAGGAAAGCAGCUCCUGCCUCCCGCGAUGCGGCUCCUCCCGAAGCGGAGGAGGGAGGCUGAGCAUCGAGCAUCACAUCCCCGCCUUGCAAUGCGCACUGCACUGUGGGCUCAACAUGGCAGCGCCCGCGCCCUCUCCACUCCCGUGACAGCAGCAGCAGAAGCAGCCUGAUCUCUUUAUCUAUCCAUCCAUCUUCCUUCCUUCUCUUUCUUUCCCUUUCUCUCCCCUUCUCCUUCUUUCUUUCCCCCAACCAUGGAGAAGAGCUCCAGCUGCGAGAGCCUGGCCUCCAAGCCGGCGCAACCCUCCGCCACCCGACAGCCCAGCAUCGACUCGCUCUCCAGCGCUUCCACCUCUCAUUCAGAGCACUCAACCCAUACAAGAUCUGCUUCAGACUCUAUCUCCACCUCUACAGAAAACUUUUCUCCGGAUUUAAGGGUCCUCCGAGAAUCUAAUAAAUUGGCCGAAAUGGAAGAGCCCCCUUUGCUACCAGGAGAAAACAUAAAGGACAUGGCAAAAGAUGUUACUCAUAUCUGCCCAUUUACUGGUGCUAUUAGAGGAACCCUGACAGUCACAAAUUACAGACUAUAUUUUAAAAGCAUGGAAAGGGACCCUCCUUUUGUUCUCGAUGCACCCCUAGGAGUGAUCAACAGAGUUGAGAAAAUUGGAGGAGCAUCUAGCCGUGGGGAAAAUUCAUAUGGUUUGGAGAUUGUGUGCAAGGAUGUCCGGAACCUACGUUUUGCACAUAGGCCUGAGGGGCGCACAAGAAGAGCCAUAUUUGAGAACUUGACAAAAUAUGCAUUUCCAGUGUCAAACCAUUUAUCUCUUUUUGCAUUUGAAUACAAAGAGGUUUUCCCAGAAAAUGGUUGGAAGGUUUAUGAUCCUGUUUUGGAGUACAGAAGACAGGGCAUUCCUAAUGAAAGCUGGAGAAUGACCAAGGUCAAUGAGCAAUAUGAGCUUUGCGAUACCUACCCUGCCUUUCUUGUAGUUCCUGCUAAUAUUCCAGAUGAGGAAUUGAAGAGAGUGGCUGCUUUCCGAACUAGAGGGCGCAUACCAGUCUUGUCCUGGAUUCACCCGGAGAGCCAAGCCACCAUCACUCGCUGCAGCCAGCCCAUGGUUGGAAUGAGCGGCAAACGGAGCAAAGAAGAUGAGAAAUAUUUGCAGUCCAUCAUGGACUCCAAUGCCCAGUCCCACAAGAUAUUCAUCUUUGAUGCCAGGCCAAGUGUAAAUGCCGUCGCUAACAAGGCUAAAGGAGGAGGUUAUGAAAGUGAGGAUGCCUAUCAGAAUAUAGAGCUGGUCUUUCUGGACAUCCAUAAUAUUCACGUCAUGAGAGAGUCAUUGAGGAAACUAAAGGAGAUUGUAUAUCCCAAUAUAGAAGAGACUCACUGGCUGUCUAAUUUGGAGUCAACACACUGGCUAGAACAUAUCAAGCUGAUUCUUGCUGGUGCUCUCCGGAUAGCCGACAAAGUGGAAUCAGGGAAGACCUCUGUGGUGGUGCAUUGCAGCGACGGCUGGGAUCGGACCGGCCAGCUCACCUCUCUUGCCAUGAUCAUGCUGGACGGCUACUACCGGACUAUCCAAGGCUUCGAGGUGCUGGUGGAGAAGGAAUGGCUGAGCUUUGGGCACAGGUUUCAACUGAGAGUGGGCCAUGGGGAUAAGAAUCAUGCAGAUGCAGACCGGUCCCCUGUUUUUCUCCAGUUUGUCGACUGCGUGUGGCAGAUGACGCGGCAGUUUCCCACAGCCUUUGAAUUCAACGAGUGUUUUCUGAUUACCGUUCUGGACCACCUCUACAGCUGUUUGUUUGGGACAUUCCUAUGUAAUAGUGAGCAGCAGCGGGUGAAAGAGGGCAUUCCAAAAAAGACCGUGUCCCUGUGGUCCUAUAUAAACAACCAGCUUGAAGACUUCACCAAUCCUCUUUAUGUCAGCUAUACCAACCACGUCCUCUAUCCUGUGGCAAGUAUGCGACAUCUAGAGCUUUGGGUGGGUUACUACAUUCGCUGGAACCCGCGGAUGAAGCCACAGGAACCAGUGCACAACCGUUACAAGGAACUCUUGGUGAAACGGGCAGAGCUUCAGAAGAAAGUAGACGAACUCCAGCGAGAAAUCGCCAACCACUCCACUCCAUCUUCGGAGAGGGCCAGCUCCCCCGCUCAGUGCAUUACCCCAGUCCAGACUGUUGUAUAACGCAAUAACCUCUCCAGAACUAUACCAACAUCAUGAGGCAGCUUUUCUAGAAAAGGAGCCUUAAAAGAAAACUUCUGCACUUAAAAAGCAGGUAUUUUGGAGUCCAUUCGCUCUAUUUAUUAUGCUCCAUCUCUGCAGGACAUUUUAUUAGGACUAUAACUCUACAAGAAACAAAUGUUUUACUUUACUUUUUUAAAAUGCUUCUUAUAUAUUAUUAACCUUCUUGAGGGCUAAUUAUGAGGAAAGCAAUUGCAAGCAGAACAUUUGUAAAUGGAAUUUGAGUUGUUUUUCUGUUCUAAAUUGGAGAACACGAUGUACUCCUUUAACUGGAAGGAUGCAAACAUCAGACCCAAAUGCAAAGGGUGGCAGGAGGGGAACGGGCCGAUUCUGGUUGUGUGCAUUGGGUUCUUCCUGUACCCUUUGUGAAGGAGAUGCUGCUUAAAAACACUCAGAAGAAUCUGAAAAACACACAGCAUAGGAUCAAAGAGGUGCAUUGUAGAAAAGAGAAAAAUUCUGAUUUAUACACCAUUGGGAGUGUGGCUGUUGUUGAACAGAGGGCUUAUCUCAGGCAUGGGUAAACUUCAGCCCUCCAGGUGUUUUGGACUUCAACUCCUACAAUUCCUUCAAUUGUGGGAGUUGAAGUCCAAAACACUUGGAGGGCCAAAGUUUGCCCAUGCCUGAUUUAUCCUUUUAUUUUUCCCUAUAAGCAAGUAUAGGAAGUAUGUGGACCUCCAGUUAUUGUUACACUCCAGUUUUCAUCAGGCUUACAAAUAUAGCCAAUGGUAAAGGAUGGUGGCAUGCCACAAUAAGGAACAUCAACUGAUAGUUUUUCAAUCAGUGUAACAUGAAAAAAAAAUGUGUCCCAAACUCUUUGUUACUGUUACAAGAGCAGGGUAGUCAGCCUUCCACAUUUGCUGGGGUCAGGGCCUCUGUGAAAGUGAAAAAACACAAAUAAAAAAUCCUAUUUUUACAA
Messenger RNA from Anolis carolinensis (green anole), 3156 nucleotides. It is a transcript of the gene mtmr2, whose product is annotated as myotubularin related protein 2. The coding region runs from base 255 to 2183 and encodes 642 amino acids. The transcript is spliced from 15 exons. NCBI's taxonomy places the organism in Eukaryota, Metazoa, Chordata, Lepidosauria, Squamata, Anolidae. Gene Ontology annotation, cellular component: membrane; cytoplasm. Gene Ontology annotation, molecular function: phosphatidylinositol-3,5-bisphosphate 3-phosphatase activity; phosphatidylinositol-3-phosphate phosphatase activity. Gene Ontology annotation, biological process: phosphatidylinositol dephosphorylation. The record is from RefSeq and is a predicted model, not a curated record.